AAUCCCUGCAGUGAAUCUGGGACGUGUAGAUACUUUUAAUGACUCUGAUUAUAUUAUUGCAUUUACACCUGAAUCUAAAACUACCCACGAGAUAAUGAACAAAGCAGCUUCAGCCCCCUUCAUGCAAGGAAGAAGAAUCACGGGAUGGCCUGAUGAAAAAAGCAUGAAAGCAUUGGAUUCCAACUAUUCGUUAGAUACAGUGAGAGUCAUCUUCAAUGAUACCUUCUCAUAUCAUUUAAGGUUUUAUUUUGGACUUAGAAUCCCCACAUAUCAAGAGCACAGAGACCAUUCAGCUCAUUGUCACGCAACGAACGAAAAAGUCAGGUGCAAAAGUUCAAUGUUCUGGGAGGAAGGCUUUGUGGCUUUUCAAGCUGCCAUUAAUGCUGCUAUCAUAGAAAUCACAACAAAUCAUUCAGUGAUGGAAGAGCUGAUGUCAGUUGCUGGUAUAAAUAUGAAGAUAUUACCUUUCAUUGCCCAAGGAGGACUUGCAACUGAUAUUUUCAUUUUCUUCUGCAUUAUUUCUUUUUCUGCAUUGAUAUACAAUGUAUCAGUCAAUGUUGCACAAGAAAGACAAUACAUUAAGUCAUUGCUGAUCAUGAUGGGACUUCGAGAGGCAGCAUUCUGGCUUUCCUGGGGUGUCCUGUAUGCUGGCUUCAUCUUUAUAAUUGCCACUUUGAUGGCUUUUAUUAUAAAAUUGACACAAGUUGUCGUCCUAACUGGUUAUGUGGUAGUAUUCACCCUUUUUCUCCUCUAUGGCCUGUCUUUGAUAACUUUAGGUUUCCUGAUGGGUGUGCUGAUAAAGAAACCUUUCCUUACUGGUUUGGUUGUCUUUCUCUUUAUUGUCUUCUGGGGGAGCCUGGGAUUCACAGCUUUGUAUGCACAUCUUCCUGCCUUUUUGGAAUGGACCUUGUGUCUUCUUAGCCCCUUCGCUUUUUCUGUAGGAAUGGCCCAGCUUAUACAUUUAGACUAUGACAUAAAUUCUGAUGUCCCUUUGGAGUCUGCAAGCAACCCAUACCUAAUAAUGGCUACUCUUUUCAUGUUGUUUUUUGAUACUCUUCUCUACUUGGUAUUGACAUUAUAUUUUGACAAAAUUUUGCCUACUGAAUAUGGACAUCGACGUUCUCCUUUGUUUUUCCUGAAGUCCUCUUUUUGGUUUCGACAUCAAAGGGCUAACCAUGUGGCUCUUGAGAAUGAAACAGAUUCCGAUUCUUCAUCUAACGACUGUUUUGAGCCAGUAUCUCCAGAAUUCCAUGGGAAAGAAGCCAUCAGGAUCAAAAAUCUUAAAAAAGAAUAUGCAGGAAAGCAUGAAAAAGUGGAAGCUUUGAGAGGUGUGAUGUUUGACAUAUAUGAAGGUCAGAUCACUGCCCUCCUCGGUCACAGUGGAGCUGGGAAAACCACUCUCUUAAACACGCUCAGUGGGCUGUUGGUUCCAACAUCAGGCUCUGUCACCAUCUAUAAUCACACAGUCUUGGAAAUAGCUGACUUGGAAACUGUCAGUAAGCUCACGGGAGUCUGUCCACAAUCCAAUGUGCACUUUGGCUUUCUCACCAUGAGAGAAAAUCUCCGGCUGUUUGCUGUGAUCAAAGGGAUUUCGCCACAUGAAGUGGAGCAAGAGGUCCUGAGAGUCUUACAAAACUUAGAGAUGGAAAAGAGUCAAGACAUUCUUGCAGAAAACUUAAGCGGUGGACAAAAAAGAAAACUAACCUUUGGAAUGGCCCUUUUAGGAGAUCCUCAGGUUCUGCUGUUGGAUGAACCCACUGCAGGCCUGGACCCUCUUUCAAGGCACCGGGUGUGGACGCUUCUGAAAGAGAGGAAGUCAGACCGAGUCAUUCUCUUCAGUACCCAGUUCAUGGACGAAGCAGACAUCCUAGCUGAUAGGAAGGUGUUCAUAUCCAAUGGGAAGUUGAGGUGUGCAGGCUCUUCUCUGUUCCUGAAGAAGAAAUGGGGCAUUGGCUACCAUUUGAGCUUGCAUCUGAAUGAAAUGUGUGAUCCAAAGAAUAUAACAUCACUGGUUAAACAGCACAUCCCUGAUGCCAAAUUAACAGCACAAAGUGAAGAAAAACUUGUCUAUCUUUUGCCUUUGGAAAGGACAAACAAAUUUCCAGAACUUUACAGGGACCUUGAUAGAUGUGCUAACCAAGGCAUUGAGAAUUACGGUGUUUCCAUGACAACUUUGAAUGAGGUGUUCCUGAAAUUAGAAGGAAAGCCAACUAUUGAUGAAUCAGAUAUUGGACUUUGGGGACAAUUACAAAGUGAUGGGGAAAAAGACAUGGGAAGCCUUGCUGAGCUGGAACAAGUGUUGUCAUCCUUUGAGGAAACAAGAACAAUCGUCAGCGGCAUGGCACUCUGGAGGCAGCAGCUCUGUGCUAUAGCCAAAGUUCGCUUCUUAAAGUUAAAGAAUGAAAGAAAAAUCCUGUUGGUCAUGUUAUUGGUUUAUGGGAUCAGCUUUUUACCUCAACUUUUGGAACAUCUAUUUCUUGAGUUAUAUCAUAAAUCUUCCUCUUGGGAAUUAUCUCCAAAUACGUACUUCUUGUCACCAGGACAACCACCACAAGUUCCUCUGACCCACUUAUUGGUCAUCAAUAAAACAGGGUCAAGCAUUGAUAAUUUUAUACAUUCACUGAGGCAACAGAACAUAGCUUUGGAAGUGGAUGCCUUGGGAAUUAGAAAUGGCACAGAUGAGCCAUCGUACAAUGGUGCAAUCAUUGUGGCAGGUGAUGAAAAGGAUCACAGAUAUUCAGUAGCAUGUAACACCAAGAGGUUAAAUUGCUUUCCAGUCCUCAUGGAGAUCAUUAGCAAUGGGCUACUUGGAAUUUUUAAUUCUUCAGAACGCAUUAAGACAUACAGAAGCACAUAUCAUGAUACUUCUUUCAAGAAUGAGCACCCUGUUGACGCCAACCUCUGGGUACCAGCAGCCUGUUUCUCUCCUUACAUUGCGAUGAGCAGUAUUGGAGACUACAAAAAAAAAGCUCGCUCCCAGCUACGGAUUUCAGGCCUCUACCCUUCUGCUUACUGGCUUGGACAGGCACUGGUGGAUAUUCCCCUGUACUUCCUGAUUCUCCUUCUAAUACAAAUACUUGAUUACAUUUUUAGCCCAGCUGAUAUUAUAUUGAUAAUUAAAGGCCUGUUAAUUCAGAUCCUGUGUACUGUUGGAUACGUCUCAUCUCUUAUUUUCUUGACAUAUGUGAUCUCAUUUAUUUUUCACAGCAGAGGAAAAUAUACUGGAAUGUGGUCAUUCUUAUUCUUAAUUAUCACCAUCUUCUCGGUAGUUGUUACUGAAAUAAAUGUAUAUGCAUUUAAGGAGCUACUUUUAAUUGCUCUAUUAAUGCCACCCUUCACACUGAUGGGCUGUCUAUUAAUUUUAAACGAGUUUUCUUCUGACACCACAGAUUUCUUUGAAGCUUCAGGAUCUCAAGCUGUAUUUCUAGCAUCGCUAAUACCUUACUUUCAUUUUUUCAUUUUCCUUUUUGUUCUGCGAUGUCUGGAAGCAAAUUUCAGGAAGAAGUCAAUGAGAAAGGAUCCUGUAUUCAGAAUUUCUCCAAGAAGCUGUGAUGUUUUCCCAAACCCAGAAGGACCCGAAGGAGAGGAUGAAGAUGUUCAGAUGGAAAGAAUGAAAACAGCAAAUGCUGUGGCUAUCCCUGUCACUGAUGAGAAACCAGUCAUCAUUGCCAGCUGUCUACGGAAGGAAUAUGCAGGCAAAAGGAAAAAUUGUUUUUCAAAAAAGAAGAAAAAAGUUGCCACCAGAAAUGUCUCUUUCUGUGUUAAGAAAGGCGAAGUUAUAGGAUUGUUAGGACACAAUGGAGCUGGUAAAAGUACUACUAUUAAGAUGAUAACUGGAGACACAAAACCAACUGCCGGACAGGUGAUUUUGAAAGGGAGCAGUGGAGGGGACACCCUCGGGUUCUUGGGGUACUGUCCUCAGGAGAAUGCACUGUGGCCAGCUCUGACAGUGAAAGAGCACCUGGAGGCCUACACCGCUGUGAAAGGACUGAAGAAAGAGGAUGCCAAGGUGGCCAUUACACGGUUAGUUGAUGCCCUCAAGCUGCAGGACCAGCUAAAGGCUCCAGUGAAGACCUUAUCAGAGGGAAUAAAGAGAAAGGUGUGUUUUGUGCUGAGCAUCCUGGGAAAUCCAUCAGUGGUGCUUCUGGAUGAGCCAACGACUGGCAUGGACCCCGAGGGCCAGCAGCAAGUGUGGCAGGCGAUCCGGGCCACCUUUAGAAACACGGAGAGGGGUGCCCUCCUGACCACCCACUACAUGGCAGAGGCAGAAGCUGUGUGUGACCGAGUGGCCAUCAUGGUAUCUGGAAGGCUGAGGUGUAUUGGUUCCAUCCAACACCUGAAAAGCAAAUUCGGCAAAGAUUACCUGCUGGAGAUGAAGGUGAAGACCCCUACACAGGUGGAGCCCCUCCACACAGAGAUUCUGAAGCUCUUUCCCCAGGCUGCUCGGCAGGAAAGGUACUCCUCCCUGAUGGUCUAUAAGUUGCCUGUUGAGGAUGUGCGACCUUUGUCACAGGCUUUCUUCAAAUUAGAGACAGUGAAACAGAGCUUUGACCUGGAGGAGUACAGCCUCUCGCAAUCCACCCUGGAGCAGGUAUUCCUGGAGCUCUCCAGGGAGCAGGAGCUGGAGGGCUUUGAUGAGGAACUUGAUCCUUCAGUGAAGUGGAAGCUCCUCCCACAAGAAGAGCCUUAAGGCCCCAAAUAACCUGUUUCUCUAAGUGUUUCUCUCUCUCUCUCUUUUUUCUUAAAAAAAAAAAAAAAAGAUUUUUGUGAUAGGGUGUGUGCACUUGUC
Molecule: messenger RNA, 4789 nt
Organism: Tupaia belangeri chinensis (Chinese tree shrew)
Lineage: Eukaryota; Metazoa; Chordata; Mammalia; Scandentia; Tupaiidae
Gene: ABCA9
Product: ATP binding cassette subfamily A member 9
Exons: 37
Coding region: 95-4690 (1531 amino acids)
Biological process (GO): transmembrane transport; lipid transport
Cellular component (GO): membrane; intracellular membrane-bounded organelle
Molecular function (GO): ATP hydrolysis activity; ABC-type transporter activity; lipid carrier activity
Source: RefSeq, a predicted model, not a curated record